Messenger RNA from Coregonus clupeaformis (lake whitefish), 1427 nucleotides. Its product is annotated as histamine N-methyltransferase. NCBI's taxonomy places the organism in Eukaryota, Metazoa, Chordata, Actinopteri, Salmoniformes, Salmonidae. The record is from RefSeq and is a predicted model, not a curated record. Bases 420 to 1304 code for a protein of 294 amino acids. The transcript is spliced from 7 exons. Gene Ontology annotation, molecular function: N-methyltransferase activity.
GAAUGUAUGCACUCACUAACUGUAAUUCGCUCUGGAUAAGAGCGUCUGCUAAAUGACUAAAAUGUAUCCACAGGGUGUGUAGGCUUCUGUUCCAGCGCUAACACAUUACCUCCUCUAAUCAUCAAGCACUUGAUUAGCUAGUGGAAUUACUAAGGUGUUAGAAACAAAGUGCAUUCUCACAUGUUUUGUCCAAUGUUUUGUGCUCUCUGAUUAAAAUGUGUGUUAAGGCAGAUGCAUGUAUCAUCAUAGGAAUUAAAAUACGCUAUAGCUUUAAAGGAUUAGUCUUCUCCCGCUUGCACAAAGGACAAAGUACAGUGGGAGGAGUUUCUUCUGUGCCACUGGUGUGCUGCAUUGCCUUAGUCACAUCACAUGAUUUGCACGUGAUUCUGUUGUCGUCUUGAAAGGAAAACCUUUUAGCCAUGUCCUGUUCUAUGAGAAGUCUGGUGGAGGAUGAUGACAGAUACCUGAAGUCCUUCCAGCUGUUCCUGGAGCGCUCCUCUGAACACCAGUGCAUGCAGGACUUUAUCCAUGGCAUCCUGCCUGACAUACUAGCCAGCAUUGGAGAGGGAAAAGCCAAUCUUAAUAUGAUGGGAGUUGGAAGUGGAGCAGGUGAGAUUGACCUUGAGAUGUUCUCUCAGCUGCAUCUGAAGCAUCCUGCAGUAACCGUGGACAACCAGGUGGUGGAACCCAGCGCCCAGCAGCUCCACCUCUAUAAGGUGUUGGUGUCCCAGAAACCAAACCUAGACUAUAUUAAAUUCACUUGGAACAAGAUGACGGCCGCUGAGUUUGAGAAGCACUGGAGAGAGAACCAUUUGUCCAAGAAGAUGGACUUCAUUCACAUGAUACAGAUGUUGUACUACGUGAAGGACCCAGGUGCUACAGUCACAUUCUACCAGAGCCUCCUGGACAGGAAUGGAAAACUACUCAUCAUUCUGGUGUCUGGUGAGAGUGGCUGGGGGAAGCUGUGGAGAACCUUCAGGACUCAGCUGUGCAACACAGAGAUCAGUCAGUGUGUGACUACAGGUGAUAUUAAAGCCUACCUGGAGUCUAAGACAGUGAGUUACCAGAGCUACAAGCUGCCAUCUCAAAUGGACAUCACAGAGUGUUUCACUGAGGGGGACCAGAGAGGAGAACUGCUCCUGGACUUCCUGACUGAGGUGUUAAACUUCAGCUCCACAGCUCCUCCUGAGCUGAAGAGAGGAGUUCUAGACCUGCUGAAGACCCCAGACUGCAGCAAGGAGGUGGAUGGGAGGGUCAUCUUUAAUAACACCCUGGAGGUGCUGGUGGUCGACCCUCUACAGUAACAUAGGAAUAGAUCUCAAAAUGCUGUAGCAACAAUGUGUAUCACUGAUAAACACUGAGUAUACAAAAUAUUAGGAACACUUUCUCUUUCCAUGACAUAGACUGACCAGGUGAAUCCAGGUGAA